AUGGCCUUUUUUGAAGUUCUCAAGGAAAAGGCAAUCAACACCUUCAACCAAGUGGUUUUAGAUAAGAAAGUAGGGUUAGAUGUUUUGACCAAAGAGCAGAUAUUCUGCUUUUCAUUCAAUAUUCCAGAAGAGGAAAAAGUAUUAUACCUGUCCAAGGUGGUUUUUGACUUUGGUAGAAAAGAGAGAGAGAGGUUGUCCGGUAAUUCUAGUAGCAGUAACCAUAAGCUUCCCGGAAGACGAGAUGCUGCUGCUGCGAGAACACAACACUAUCAGGGCCUGUUGUACUUGACUGAACAUUUCUUCCUUUUCCAAGAUGAUCAAGAUCUUCAAGACUGUUCUUUUACGCUACAAAUAUCCACCAUACGGAAAGUGGAAAGGGAGCCGUUGACCUUUGAUAAUUACCUCGUGUUGAUAUUGACGACAACAAGUAAUUUGCGGCUCAGGUUCCUUUUCGAUGCAGGCAGAAGAUCCGAUAACGAGAGGUUUGCUUUAGGAUUGUCUAAUGUGUUGAAAAAGAAUCAGCCCAACAUCAAAAAGCUAGAUCAGUUCAUUCAAACGUGUUAUUCAGAGUACCUAUUGUCAAGAAACAAGGUAUCCAACAUAGUCGUGGAACACGUUCCACCAGGCGGUUUGGGUCUAAUGUUUAAAUUCCCAGGAAACCCCAAAGAGUCGAGAGACAAAACAAAGUUAAAGCUUUGGUUUGAUUUAUUUAUUGAAGACGGCAGAAACUUGUCGUUGAUCAAAACACCCAUGUUUUACAAAUUGAUUAGAGUUGGCUUGCCAAAUCGAUUAAGAGGAGAAAUAUGGGAACUAUGUUGCGGAUCAAUGUAUUUGCGAUUGCACAACACGGGGGAGUACACAAAGUUACUAGAAGUUAAUAAGGAGAAGAAGUCUUUUGCAAUAGAGGAAAUCGAAAAGGAUCUAAAUAGAUCCUUACCUGAAUAUGCCGCUUACCAAUCCGAAGAAGGUAUUGGGCGUUUGAGGAGGGUGUUGACCGCGUACUCGUGGAAAAACCCAGAGUUGGGCUACUGCCAAGCAAUGAAUAUUGUCGUUGCUGCAUUGUUGAUAUACAUGUCGGAAGAGCAAGCGUUUUGGACUUUGAAUGUCUUGUGUGACAGAAUAGUGCCCGGGUAUUACUCAAAAACUAUGUACGGAACAUUAUUGGACCAGCGAGUGUUUGAAUCAUUGGUGCAAACAACGAUGCCGCUACUUUGGGAACACAUUACUAAAAAUGAUAUCCUGUUGUCCGUUGUCACUUUGCCAUGGUUCUUGUCUUUGUACCUAUCUUCCAUGCCGCUUGUUUUUGCUUUUAGAAUCCUAGAUAUAUUUUUCAUGCAAGGACCAAAAACUUUAUUUCAAGUUGCACUUGCAAUAUUCAAGGUUAAUGGCGAGGCUUUGUUAAAGACUGAAGAUGACGGGUCCUUUAUUUCAUUGAUCAAGGAGUACUUUUAUACAUUGGACUCCUCUGCACACCCAGCAUCACCCCAAUUGAAGUACCGAAACAUCACUAAAUUUCAAGAUUUGCUCCUGGUGGCAUUUAAAGAAUUUUCAAUUAUUGAUGAUGAUAUGAUCAACUCCCAUAGAAAUAAACAUCGAGAAAGCAUAUAUCAAAACAUCUCCACUUUUGUGAAACGAACUGAAAUUCGGAAUUUACCCAAGACUCCAAACAUUCCACAAAAAUCGCUAGAUAUAUUGUAUGAUAGGUUUUAUUCCGUUGUGGAACAAUCAAACAUCACAAAAGGAUCAGGUUCGAGUUCAAUUGAUUUGAAGGCCUUUGUAAAGUUCAUGUCGGAAAUAUGUGACUGGGUCAAUGCUGAAGAAAUUACUGAUAGCGGUUUUGGAGAGUUUCCCUUCCUCACAAAAACUUUUGAACAUUGGGAUUCACGAAAGCAGAAUGCAUUGUCAUUUUCCGAUUUAGUCAUUGGUCUAAAUGCUCUAGUAGAGCCUGAUUUGAUGACUUCAAUGUCCAACUUUUUCUCCAUCUAUGAUAUCAAGAAAGAUGGUAAAAUUGACAAUGAGGGAAUUUUGAAAAUGUCCGAAGACUUGUUGUAUAUCACUAACCCGUGGAAACAGGGACUUUUGAUGGAUGGAGUGACCCGAGCUAAAAUCCAACAAGAAGUUACAGAGGAGAUAUUGAAAAGACAAGAUGUUGAUGGUGAAACUGUUGUCGAUGGCAGCGGGUCUGAAAAAGUUGCUGCUGCUGCUGAAGAAGCCCCUCAUAUUCACGUUGACAGGGAGAAGAUUUUAACUCAGCAAAUGGAGCGAUACUUGGAAUCUGCUAGUACCUUUAUUAAAAGAGCAUUUGAAUAUGCACAACCAAAAGAAGACGAGGAAGAACCUUUGAUCCGGGAUUUAUAUAUAAGUUCUAAAAUAUCACACAAUGCAGCUUUGGAUCCCACACAUCCAGUGUACCUCAACUUGGCAACGUUCCGCAUGGUGAUACUUGCCGAUGAAACUUAUGAAUUGUUGUUUAGUACUACACUAAGACAAUCCAUCCACAUUGAUCGUCCUUUGGACUCCGAUUUCAACCCAAUGAGGAACUUGCGAGAUAUGUUUGAUGGCUUACUUGCCGAUGGAAUGAAAGUUGCUUCCAAGGUUAGACUGAGAAUGGACUCUAAAGCUUCUCAAUUAAGCAAUAACAGCGGAGCAGGGUCGAGCGGUUCAUCCUUGAGAUCUAACAAGACUCAGACCACAGCUGCUACUGCCGCUGCUACUUCAACAGGAAACACAGCGGUACAAGAGGAUGACGAGGACAGAGAUGAUGAUUUUGGUGUAAUUUUAAUUGAUGAAAAGGAUAAAGAUUUGAUCUUAUUAGCUACAGAAACCAGCACAUUAAAUGAACCAAAGAAAAGUUUGCUCACGAGUUCUAAUUCGAUCAAAGAUGUUGGCGAUACAGAUAAUGCUAAAAAAGGCAGAACUGAUGUAAAUCUAAUAGAUUUUGGAGCUCAAUGA
This is a messenger RNA of Lodderomyces oxycetoniae, 2952 nucleotides long. RefSeq names its product Gyp2p (gene GYP2). The record is from RefSeq and is a predicted model, not a curated record. The coding region runs from base 1 to 2952 and encodes 983 amino acids. The transcript has a single exon. NCBI's taxonomy places the organism in Eukaryota, Fungi, Ascomycota, Pichiomycetes, Serinales, Debaryomycetaceae.